This is a messenger RNA of Marmota monax (woodchuck), 9914 nucleotides long. RefSeq names its product acetoacetyl-CoA synthetase (gene Aacs). Lineage: Eukaryota; Metazoa; Chordata; Mammalia; Rodentia; Sciuridae. The record is from RefSeq and is a predicted model, not a curated record. Gene Ontology annotation, molecular function: acetoacetate-CoA ligase activity. Bases 85 to 2103 code for a protein of 672 amino acids. Gene Ontology annotation, cellular component: cytosol. Gene Ontology annotation, biological process: lipid metabolic process; positive regulation of insulin secretion. The transcript is spliced from 18 exons.
GGCCGCAGCAGCGCCGGCUCAGUCUUGCAGACCGCAGCGCCGUGCGACUCCGUCCCCGGCGCAGCCCGCGCAGCCCUCGCAGCCAUGUCCAGGCAGGCGCGCCCCGGGCGCGAGGAGAUCAUGGAGUGCCAGGUGAUGUGGGAGCCUGACAGCAAGAGGGACACGCAGAUGGACCGCUUCCGGGCGGCCGUGGGCGCCGCCUGCGGCCUGGCGCUGGAGAGUUAUGACGACCUGUACCACUGGUCAGUGGAGUCGUACUCCGACUUCUGGGCAGAGUUCUGGGAAUUCAGUGGCAUCGUCUUCUCGCGCAUGUACGACGAGGUCGUGGACACGUCGAAAGGGAUCGCGGACGUCCCCGAGUGGUUCAAAGGCAGUCGUCUCAACUACGCAGAGAACCUCCUGAGGCACAAGGAGAACGACAAAGUGGCCCUCUACGUGGCCAGGGAAGGCAAAGAGGAAAUUGUGAAGGUGACUUUUGAAGAGCUGAGGCAACAGGUGGCUUUGUUUGCCGCGGCCAUGAGGAAGAUGGGUGUGAGGCAAGGAGACCGGGUGGUCGGUUACUUGCCCAAUGGCGAGCAUGCGGUGGAGGCCAUGCUGGCCGCAGCGAGCAUUGGUGCCAUCUGGAGCUCCACGUCCCCCGACUUCGGUGUGAACGGCGUCCUGGACCGGUUUUCUCAAAUUCAGCCGAAGCUCAUCUUCUCGGUGGAGGCCGUGAUCUACAACGGCAAGGAGCACAGCCACCUGGAGAAGCUACAGCGGGUGGUUAAAGGGUUGCCUGACCUGAGAAAGGUGGUGGUGAUCCCUUACAUCUCGCCUCGGGAGCAGAUCGACAUUUCCCGGAUUCCCAAUAGCGUGUUCCUGGAGGACUUUCUGGCGAGCGGGCCCGGCGAGCACGCCCCCCAGCUGGAGUUCGAGCAGCUGCCCUUCAGCCACCCACUGUUCAUCAUGUUCUCCUCGGGCACGACCGGGGCGCCCAAGUGCAUGGUACACUCGGCAGGGGGCACGCUCAUCCAGCACCUGAAGGAGCACAUUCUGCAUGGGGACAUGCGCUGCAGUGACGUCCUUCUGUACUACACCACGGUCGGCUGGAUGAUGUGGAACUGGAUGGUGUCCGCUCUGGCCACUGGGGCAUCUGUGGUCUUGUACGAUGGCUCCCCCAUGGUCCCGACGCCCAACGUGCUGUGGGAUCUUGUGGACAGGAUAGGCAUCACCAUCCUUGGGACGGGUGCCAAGUGGCUGUCUGUGCUGGAGGAGAAGGACCUGAAGCCGGUGGAAACCCACAGUCUGCAGACGCUGCACACGAUCCUGUCCACGGGCUCCCCGCUGAAGGCCCAGAGCUACGAGUAUGUCUACAGGUGCAUCAAGAGCAGUGUCCUGCUGGGCUCCAUCUCAGGUGGCACUGACAUCAUCUCCUGCUUCAUGGGCCAGAACGUGUCCAUCCCCGUGCACAGGGGUGAGGUGCAGGCCCGGAACCUGGCUAUGGCCGUGGAGGCGUGGAACGAGGAAGGGAAGGCCGUCUGGGGGGAGAGCGGAGAGCUGGUGUGCACCAAGCCCCUGCCCUGCCAGCCCACGCACUUCUGGAACGACGAGAACGGGAGCAAGUACCACAAGGCCUACUUCUCCAGGUUCCCAGGUGUCUGGGCGCAUGGUGACUACUGCAGAAUCAACCCCAGGACCGGGGGCAUCGUCAUGCUUGGCCGCAGCGACGGCACGCUCAACCCCAACGGAGUGCGCUUCGGCAGCUCGGAGAUCUACAACAUCGUGGAAGCCUUCGAGGAGGUGGGGGACAGCCUGUGUGUCCCCCAGUACAACAGGGACGGCGAGGAGAGGGUGAUCCUCUUCCUGAAGAUGGCUCCGGGGCAUGCCUUCCGGCCCGAGCUGGUGAAGCGGGUCCGCGAGGCCAUCCGCCUGGGCUUGUCGGCACGCCACGUGCCCAGCCUCAUCCUGGAGACCCAGGGCAUCCCGUACACGCUCAAUGGCAAGAAGGUGGAGGUGGCCGUGAAGCAGAUCCUGGCAGGCCAGGCCGUGGAGCACCGCGGGGCCUUCUCCAACCCCGAGACCCUGGACCUGUACCAGAACAUCCCGGAGCUGCAGGGCUUCUGAGCCGCCUGGGCACGCCGCUCACGGUCAGCAAACUACUCACACAUCCACGGCUGUGGGGGGCACGUGGCCAAGCACUCCCUGGCCUGGGGCAUCGUUUCUGCUUCGGAGUUCAGUCUGGUGCGCAAGGACGGAGCUGACCUUCGGACUGGAAGGCAGGUUGGCCCACUGUGGCCUGUCCCCGAGCGCUGUCUGCACAUGGCCUUGCUCACCCUGCGAGAAGGCCUUGCGGUGCUGGCUGGGCCCAGGUGGCAGCGCCCACCCAAGGAGCGGCAUAGCCCAGCCUGCGAGCCCAUGUCCUGUUCCCCUCUGUGAAGGUCAAAUAGUCCCUUCCCGAAGCCUCGACGCCUGGCCCUCCCGCUUUCCUCAGGGCACCUCCACCAUGGGGCACUAGUCCUACCAGGGACACCUGCCUGGCUUGUCACCGUCUUUCCACAGCUGGCCAUUGGGACCCCAGGCCAGGACUCACGCACCGCGUCACACCCCGGCCAAACAGCACCUCCUGGCCCCGGACCAUGGACUUUGAGUGGUUAGGGUGAUUCUGUGUUGGUUAGGGUUCUGAUGGGGACCAUUUGGUGCUGCCUGUGCACCCUGUCACCCUUGGUACCCUGGCGAGCCCUCUAGGCUGCACAGCAGGCAGUGUGGUCACCGUGGUUCUGGCCAGCAGGGCUGCCUGGGCCUCUGGGAAAGGCCUCCUUGCACUUGCUCCACCUGAGAGUCCUCAGGACAUUACUGUUGAAGUCGUGUCACUGGCACUUGUCAGGGAGUCAUGGGUCUCGGCAGCUGGGCGGGUGGCUUGUGCCUCUGAGGUCAGCAUGCCCGCGGAUGUCAGGAGCCCUGGUGUUGGCCCUGUGGUCAGCGGAGCUGAGCACAGGAGACGCCUCCUCGAGUCCUAUUCUUCUAGCUCAUGAGAACACAGGGGAGCACUGGAGGGUUCAUGCAAUAAAUAACAGUGUGCACCACGCCUGUCGGGGCCGCUGUGUGUCCUCUUUGAGGGUGUGGCCUGAUCUCUGUGCACCAGGCUGGGCUCUGCUGUUGGGGCCCCCAUGUCCUUUCUAAGGACGUGGCCGGGUCUCUGUGCUCUGCUGUCAGGGGCCCCAUGUCUUCUCUGGGGACAUGGCUGGGUCUCUGUGCUCCAGGCCAGGCUCUGCUGUCACGGGCCUGCUGUGUCCUCUCUGGGGACAUGGCCGGGUCUCUGUGCACCAGACGAGCUCUGCUGUCAGGUGCUGCUGCCACUGUGCCCUGGAGCUGCUCAGCCCAAACCCUGGCAGCCCUUUAAGACCCCGGGCUUUAGCCAUGGGCUAGUGGCCAGCUGGCCACAGGCACUGCUGUUGGUGUGAGGCCAGCACCCUACGGCUCCAGGUCCUGUCCUGUCACCCCCUAUGUCCUGCUCCCUGCCGUCCCCAGUGCAUGCUGUCUUGGUCUGGUCACGUGGUCACUGGGCGGCUAUCUCCCUCCCUGUGUCUACAACGACAGGAAGGCAGAAGCCGCGGGGGCUGGGCAGAGCAGAAGGCCUGUCUCCUGGAUCCUUUCAGCAGCAAAGCGAUGGCUCUCUGGGACAUCACUGUCUCGUGUGUGCAGCCUCAGGGGCCAGCUCAGACUCUUGGUCGAAAUUGCGGGGGGAUGGGGUGCUCCGACAGGAACGCCACCCUCGGUGUCAGCUUCUCAUGGCCAUUGUGACCCACUUUCCCCGCUUGCUGUGGGUCUGGGAGUCAGAGGUCACCACUGCCGGGUGGUGGCUGUCCCUCCACCUGCAGCUGCUGUGGCCCCGGAGCUGUCCUUGUGCAGCGGCCCAGCACCAGGCCAGCCACAGGACCCUUGUGACCGCCCUGGGAGUGACCUAGGGUAUCGUUCCCAUUUCCCACUAGCUGAGGAGCCAACGAGGCCCCCAACACACAUCCUGCAAACCACGUCAUGCCCCAGGGUCUGGGGUGAGGAUGGACAUCUCCGGGGCUGCUCCCUGCUAACCACCUGCUGCUGAGGAGCAAGGAGCGGCCGCUGGGAAGGUGGAGCUGCCUGGGGAGGCUGAGCUCAGGCCCUGCUGCCCCUGCCAGGGCUGGGGCCACCAUCCACAAGGCCCUGUUCUCCUGCCAGGUGCUUAGGGACACCUGCUGCAUCCAUGGCACCUGAGGAGGCCCAAUUAGUGUGCCCUUUGCUUCCUGCAGGAGGCCCAGGCUGACUGAGCCCCGCUGGACAGCUUCAUUAGUGAGUGGCAGAUGGGCUGGAACCACAGCCACUGGUCACAGGUGUGGAGCUGCCUUGGCUAAGACUCUAGAGGACCCCCAGCUGCUGGCUGGCUGCCCUCUCCUCGCUGGGAUGGGCAGGCUGCCCCGCCCCUCGUCCUCCUUCCCUCCCCCCAGGCCCUGCUGGAGCAGCUUCACGGUGGCCUGCCCAGGGCUGUCUCCCAGGUGGGCGGGAGCUCUGGCAGCUGGCCUGGUCCAAAUGGGCACCCUCCUCCCCUGCCCAGCUCCCUCCUGCCUGGGCAGGUGCUCUCACGGGGCAGGAGCUGGGGUACCUGCCCCCUUCCUCCUCACUGCACCGAGCGCCGGAGAUGGGUCCCCGUGGGCUUCCUGUCUGCCUCACCUGCAGGUGACCUGAAAUCCACUCCUCUUGGGCCCGGUGCAUCUGCCUCUGUCACAGGCUGCAGGGGGACAGAAGGGACCCUCCCUCAGGUCUUCAGAUGCUCCUCCAGGGCCUUGUGAGUUGCGGGGCCAGGCCAGGGGCGGUCGCCCUUCGGUCUGGUGGCUACACCGUCCUCUGUAUGAAGGUCUCAUCCACACUGGGACAGGGGCGUGGAGGAGGGGCCUUGUCCACUCUGCUCAUGUCCUCCGGCCAUGGCCAUUUCACAGUGUGCUCAGCUGCGUGGGAGUCUGAAAGGCAUCUGUCCAGACAGUGCCGGGCCCUCCCGCGACCAUCCGUGGCAAGGAAGGGCGGGCAUGGUGACUGGUGACGGCCACAGUCCCUCCCAUGGGGGAAGGGCCUCUAUGUCCAUCUCCAGCCCCCUCCCCACAGGCAGGGCACUUUCCCCUCUGGGGCCCCUGACCGGGGGCUGGAGAGCUGAGGCAAGGCCUGAUUGUGCCCAAGGCUCAACAGCCAGGUAGGAGCUUGCAGGUCGGCUUCCGCCACGCUAGGCUGGGGGAGUGUGAGUGUGCAUGCACCCAAGUGAGCAGCGCACGGGUGUAGACGUGUGACUAUUGUCUGUGCACAUGCACCCUUGAGGCCAAUGUUGUGCACACAUUGGCCCCAGCAGGACGGGCCGUGGGCACCCUGCAUGCUGCCUGUGCUCAGGGCGAGGACAGAAGCCCAGUGACCAUGGCAGGUGAGUGGGGAGGCUCCUCCAGUCGCAGCUGCCAAGGCCAGAGGACACUGGCCUGACCCUCUGUGUCUUCCAGUUCAGGAACAACUUUCUGUGUCCCAAUUGGAUGGUUUUUCUUGGGGGCUCCGCAGGACCAGGGACUAGCUCUGUCCUAACUCAUGUGCCCACCUGAGUGUGGGGUCCCACAGGGGCCAGGUGGCGGAGGCGGCGGCUGUGGAGGUGCAGCUAGCGUGCCUCUCCUGGGGAUACCAGAGCCACUGUCCGAGAGUGUGAUGCCACCAUGUGAAGACUGGAGGGCCACCAGCCAGGCAGAGGCCUGCGAGGGGACCACCUCAUCUAGAGGACGGCAGGGGCCCCGUGGGGACUGCAGGGCACGUGAGUGGGGAGCGGCUCCAGGUGGUGGGUCGUGUUCUGAGGGCUCCAGGAGGCCACUGGGACUUGGGCCCAGCAGUGCCCUGGCUGGCUGGGAGCUCACUGUGUGGGGCCCAGGGCAGUGCCUCCGCCUGGCCUCCCCUGGCCUCUGUCUGGCAACAGCUUCAGGCACAGCUGCCGCCCUCCCCUCCUCUCUCCCUGUCACCCCAGCACCUGCGCGCAGAGCAGAGUGGCCCACCACAGAGCCCUAGACGCAGCAGAGCCAUCAAGAGGCUUUAAGGAGCUGUGCUCCAUCCUCUGCUAGCCACAGCUGCCCUGGGUGUCCGCACACACCAUUUCUAACAGCCUUCGGCCAUCUUGUCCCCGUCAUGGGCAGUAGUAAAGGCCUGUGAAGGAGGUGUCCCCACACUCCUGGCCACGCUGGCUCCGUGGUCAUAGCUUCCCCUGUUGCAUGGCCCUCUGGCCACUGCAGAGGUGAGCAAUAGUCCAGUACUCCAUCAGAUGACCUCUAGGAGACGUGGGUGGCUCACUGUGCUCUGGAGAGGCUUCCAGGCUCUGUCCUCUCUGGUCCCUCUGUCUGUCCCUUCUCUUGUCUCACUGGCUCAAGUAGCACAGCAGGUGAUUUCGGGAGUGUCAAAGAGGGUGGCCAUUGUGGGCCCCGCAUGGUAUGGGCCGACUUCCCUGCAGCCCUGGGCUCUCCUCUGCCUGCUGGCUGCGGUCAGGGCACGGGUGUCCACUCCUCUUUUCAUUUACGACUGUGGAUUUUGUUGGCGACAAGUAACAGAAACCCCAGCACCAACUGGUCUCUCGUUAAGUUGCUUAGGGCCUUGAUAAGUUGGUGAGGCUGGCUUUGAACUUGUGAUCCUCCCCCCUCAGCCCCCCGAGUUGCUGGGAUUACAGGCGAGAGCCACCACACACACAGCCUAAAUAGCUUUUUAAAUGUCAGUGUGUCCCAAAUAUUGCAUAUCUGGAAUUCAGACGUAGCUGGGCCUCCUGACUUGAGCAGCCCCAUUUACUGGAACCAAGUGCCUACACCUGAAUGGUGGCUUCACCCCUGUGUGACCACAGGCAGGUUACUCGCCCUCUCUGAGCCUUGUUUCCUCCAUCUGUAGUGCAGGUAUUAAGACUGUUAUUAGGUGGCGGGGUUGAGGCGGUGCCUGUCAUUUGUGCUGGCUUGUAACAGGUACACACGGGAUGCCAGCUACCCUCAUGUCACCAUCUCCUGUCUCCACUUCUGUGCAGACUUCAGUCUUUCAUUCUUAGGUAAAGAGUCUCCUUGGUCGGCCCAAGGUCACAUGCCCAUCUCUGAACCAACUGUGACAUCUGGGGAAUGGGAGGUUCUGAUGGCAGUACCUGGGUCAUAAGCCCACCCCUUCCCUGGAGGAUGGGCAGGUGGGCUGAGAGUGGGGAAGCUGCACAGGAGACCUGGGGUGCCGGGGUCGGGGACAUGGUUGCCCUGGCAUCGUGAAGUGGCUGAACCCCAGGUCAGGAAGGAGCACUGUGCUGGCCUUCAGCUGUGGAGGCCUCAGGAGUGAGUCCGAGAAGGCCCUGCUUUAGGAGGACAGAGGAUUGAAGGCCGGCCUGGCUCGUGCCUGAAGGAGUCCAGAUAGGGUUCUGGAGAAGUCUGUGUGCCUGGUCCUGGGUGUCCCUGCAUAAUGAAGGCGAAUGACACUGGCUUGUUCUGGCUGGAGGCCCGCUGGUGCAGAGGGAGGCCAGCCUCCUGUGGGAGCCUCUGGGUGAAUCAUCGGUGAGAUGGUGGCCCUUGGAGCUCCACGUCCUCUGCCAAGAGAGGCACCCGGGGGUGGGCAGGCCAGGAGAAUGGCAGAGGUGCCCGGCCCUUCCCAUGGGGGUGUCUGGCGCCUCCGUGGUGGCUGAUGAGUGGUUUUCUCAUGGGGUAUGGCAGAGGCGAUGCCCAGGGACGUAGGGGCAGGGCAGGUGUCGGGCAGGUUUCUGUGAUGGUAACAAAAGCACCUGAGGUUAGCAGCUUAUAAAGAGGAAGGGUUGAUUUGAUCACAGCUUUGGAGGUUCCAGCCCCACGAGCAGUUGGCCCCACUGUUUUGGGGGCCUGUAGUGAGGCCAUGCAUCAUGGAGGAAUCCCAGGGCAGAGCAGAGGGGGUGCAGAAGAGAUGGGAAGGGAAGGGGCCAGGGGGCCAGGGGGCCACCAUCCCUUCAAUGGUACACCCGGGGAUCUGAGGACCUCCCCACGCCCCCCGCUCUUAAAGGCCCCACCCCCUUCCAGUGCUGCCACACUGGGGAGCACUGGGCCUUGGGGACAUUCUCGCCUUAAUGUGUGCAGCUCUGUCUGGCUUCUGGAUGCUCACGUGGAGGAGCCCCACCGUAGAGAAGGUGGACUCCCGGGGCCACCAGGCUGCAGGAGCCUCGUGCAGGGGUGCAGGUCAGCAGCUCCAGUGGGGCCAGGCUCCUGCCACCCCUUCCUGGCACGUGGUCUUUGGAGAGAGCUUCUGGGAAGAGGGAGAGGAUCCCCUUUGGGUGCUUCCUGUUUGGGCGCCUUUCCUUGGGUGGUUCCCAAGUGUGUGGAUUGAUUAAAAAAAAAAAUCAUACCCGGGUGAAAAAGAUCAAUCGUGAGUGCGGUUUCCACGUGGCUUUGACACCAUCACAGACUCCCAUAUGCCUAGAGCCUCUAAUUAGAUCUGGAGUGAGGAUCAAUUCACGUGUCAUGAAGUUUUAAAAGACAGCGUUCCAUGAAUGGUUCUUCCUAUUAUUCCAGCCUGAUUGAAAUUGUGGGUUUUUUAAAGGUGCUAUUUAUACUCUUAAGACAAUGGGGCUUUCAAACGAUUCUGACUCCUAAGUUCCUAUGUGAUUUCCAGAGGAGGGGAAAUUUUGAAAUUUUUCAUAAUGAAUGUAUCUUUGUGACUUUUCUUCAUUUUUUUCUUUCUUUCUUUUUUUUUUAAAAUAACCUGCCUCAGCUGCAUCUCACUCCCCCUUGGAUGGGGACCUCGGGUUCUUGCCAAAGUAUGUAUCACAUAAUUGCUUUCAUGUUCAGACUCAGCAAGAGUGCGUUGUAAAUGGCCGUGACACAGAGGUGACAAUUCUAUUAGUCCUGCGUUUUUGCAUGGUUGACCUUGCAAAUUGAAUCCGGGAGGUCAGCGCCUCUGCCUGGCUGCUGGACGCCACGCGUGCAGUUGGGGGGCAUCACAGGGAAGUGGGGCUGAGGCCUCCAUCUAGGUCUCUUCCCAGCUCCCCAGACGGAAACAGCAGCCCAUGAUCGAUGGACUCCUGUCCGCUGUGGCGUUAUUAGCCACUCUGUCAAGGUGACAAUGUCAUUUUUAAUAUUCUGUCUUCAGACGCCGGUUUAUUUUUAGGGUAUGAGUUAGCCAGCCUUCUCGGAGGUAGAAAGACGAAAGAUGCAGGGGAUGGUCCUCAACCCUGGGUGCUGGGGAGCUUUUUAACAAGAGCCAUCCCCAUGGGGGUCCUGGGCAACUGUUAGCUCUGUCCCCACUGGAGUUCAUUUCUGUAUACAAAGAAACAGGGCUUGGGCGAGGACACAGGGAAACUUGAACCCUUGUGUGUGGCUGCUCAGAAUGUAAAAUGGUGCAGCCACCGUGGAGAAGAGCGUGGGCCCCUCAGGAAGUCAAAGACCUGCCCUCACACAGAUGCCUGCAUACAGCGUGCGUGGCCUCCUUCACCGCAUCCCGAAGGCGGAGGCGGCCACAGUGUCCUGCAUUAACAAGGUGUGGUGCAGCCACUCCAUGGCACGUGGUCCAGCCACAGAAAUGAAUGAAGCACAGAGAAGUGCUGCCAGGUGGCGCUGGUGAACACUGCACCGCUGACAGGCAGCACAGUGCCCGGGACAGAGCACGUGGCUCUGGCUGCACGGGCACCUACGACAGUGGACAUGGCAGAACUGGGUUAGCAGGACCUGGGGGAGAUGGAGUGAGGAGCUGGCAUCUGAUGGGCUGGGAGGUUCAGCUGGGGAAGAGAAGUUCUGGAAACUCACAGGAGAGAUUCGCACCGCAUCGUGAAUGUGCUGAGAGCCCCUGCAUCUUGGCAUCGCAUGCUGCCGUUCAGUUGUAUGCUCAAAAAUGACUAACGUGGUAAUUUUGACACUUUAUAUAAAGUUAUGUAUAUUUUUACUACAAUAAAAAUAACUGAGAUGUCGACUUAA